UUGCAUUAAUAAUUGACCUAACAGUCGUCCUCCAAACGAGCAUCACAAUGACAAAAAAUGAUGGAGAUGUCUGCUUCAUAUUGUUGAUAUUAAUUAGAUAAAUCGAUUAAUCGACCGACAAGUCUUCAGGUAUCGCGUAUUCAGCAUCAUGCUGGCCAGGAAGGGUCUCCUCCCAGACGGGUUCCUGCUCACCCGCCUGGCUGAGGACCAGAACCAGCCUAACCGCAGCCGUUCCAGGACUCAGAGGGCCCGCUUUAUCACCAAGGCGGGCUCGUGCAAUGUGGCCCACAAGAACAUCAUGGAGCAGGGUCGCUUCCUACAGGACGUCUUCACCACCAUGGUGGAUCUCAAGUGGCAGCACUCCUUCCUCAUCUUCACCUCGGUCUUCCUCUGCUCCUGGAUGCUCUUCGCCAUGGUGUGGUGGCUCCUGGCUUUCGCACACGGAGACCUGCAGCAUCCCUUGCACCCUGACGGAGAACUGGCUCCUGUUCCCUGCGUCACCGCCAUCAACUCGUUCACCUCGGCGUUCCUCUUCUCCAUCGAGGUCCAGGUGACCAUCGGUUUUGGCGGCAGAAUGGUGACGGAAGAGUGUCCCUUUGCCAUCAUCGUCCUAAUCAUCCAAAACAUCCUGGGCCUGAUCAUCAACGCCGUCAUGCUGGGCUGCGUCUUCAUGAAGACGGCGCAGGCCAACCGCAGGGCGGAGACGCUCAUCUUCUCCAGGAACGCUGUCAUCGCCCCGCGAAACGGUCGGCCCACGUUCAUGUUCCGAGUAGGCGACUUGAGAAAAAGCAUGAUCAUCUCGGCCACCGUCCAGCUGCAGGUGAAAGCGACAGCUACGCGCCGCUCGCCGCGGGAGGUCUUGUACCUGACGCCGUGUGUUUCCGCUGUUUUGUUCGUCCAGGUCAUCAGGCGGACGGUGACGGCAGAGGGCGAGGUGAUCCCGGUGAGCCAGCUGGACAUCCAAGUGGAGAACCCGCUUAGGAGCAACGGCGUCUUCCUGGUGUCUCCGCUCAUCAUCAGCCACACGUUAGAAAGAGGAAGCCCUCUCUACGAGCUGUCGGCCCAGUCGCUGACCUCAGCCGACCUCGAAGUCGUCGUUAUCCUUGAAGGUGUGGUGGAGACGACGGGCAUCACCAUGCAGGCUCGGACCUCGUACAUCCCCGAGGAGAUCCUGUGGGGGAGGCGCUUUGUGUCCAUCGUAAGCGAGGAGGACGGCCGCUACUGCGUCGACUACUCCAAGUUCGGCAACACGGUCCGGGUGCGGAUGCCGUCCCUCAGCGCCAAAGAGCUAGACCAGACGCGGGGGGUCCAGGAGGGUGCGCCCGAAGUGCAGCUGCAGGGCUGGGGGCUGGUCCGGGCCGGGCGGGGCGGCUUCCGCAGGGGGGGACGGGCCUGCGACAGUGCCGCCUCGCAGCCAUGGUACGCCCCGGCCGAGGAGGAGGCGGAGCAAGGAGGGCAGAAAAAGACAGUGCAGCUAGAAGUAAUCGGACGCCAGACGGAGGGGUGACGCGCAAUAAAAUGUGACGCUCAGGACGGGAACGUAAAAGGACAACAACAACAACAACAAUGGCUUUCUUUUGUUUAUUCGGGGUUACGCGGCGUCUUCA
Messenger RNA from Nerophis lumbriciformis (worm pipefish), 1607 nucleotides. RefSeq names its product potassium inwardly rectifying channel subfamily J member 11, like (gene kcnj11l). NCBI's taxonomy places the organism in Eukaryota, Metazoa, Chordata, Actinopteri, Syngnathiformes, Syngnathidae. Gene Ontology annotation, cellular component: plasma membrane. Gene Ontology annotation, biological process: potassium ion import across plasma membrane; regulation of monoatomic ion transmembrane transport. The record is from RefSeq and is a predicted model, not a curated record. Gene Ontology annotation, molecular function: inward rectifier potassium channel activity.